AAUGUAGUUGGAGCUAAAAAUAAUUUAAAUUUUAGAGGCGUUAAUGGUUGAAUAGUGUGCAAGUGAUCAUGCAGCAAAUAAUGUAUCAGUGUUUUUUGGAUUCAAAGCAGCAGGUGGAUUAAUUAGUGCAUAUUUUUCAGGGAUGUUACUAAUGUACCUAACUAAAAGACAAAGUAGUUCACUUUAAAAUCUAUAACUAGUAUUUCUUAUUAAUAGUGUGUUUCCAUCAACAAUGGCUAUACUUUCUUUAAAAUUAAAAGAAACUCAAUAAACACAAUAAUCAUAAAAUAUAAAAGAAGUUUUGAGUAUUUUUUGGACAUUCUUUUCUAAUCCUAAAAUUUAUUAGUAAGUAUUUAAACUAAUUAAAGAGCCCUGUAUUGUUAAUUUUAGCAUUCAUGAUGGUACCUUCAAGUAGUUCAAUAAUGUUUUAUUUUUAUACUGAAGUAUUGCAUUUUACUCCAAAAUUCAUGGGAUAUCUAAAAUUUAUUAGUUGCUUGGGAACUCUACUUGCAAUUUUAUUGUAUAGAAAUUUCUUAAAAGAUGUUGAAUUUAAAAAGAUAUUUAUAAUAACAACAUACUCAUUCUUCUUUUAUUAUCUCUCAACUAUACCUUUGGUUACUAGAAUGAAUGUAUUAUGGGGAAUAGAUUAUAGAUUCUUCUGUUUAGUUGAUUCAGUCAAAUUAUAAUUUAUUGGAGAAUUGAAUUUAUUACAUAUAUUAGUGUAUGCAUGCAAAAUAUGUCCUAAAAACAUUGAAGCUACAAAUGCUAUGCUUAUGGCUACCAUGAAUCUAGGAACUUUUGCUGGAGGAUAAUUAGGCAAUUUGAUCUUAUAUGAAAUGGGAAUCAAUUAAUAAGAUUAUUCUAAGCUUUAUAUACAGUCCCGUUAUUAAUUUUAAUAUAUUUUUCAUUUACUCAAUUUUAACCUUAAGUUUAAAUCUUGA
Molecule: messenger RNA, 941 nt
Organism: Paramecium primaurelia
Lineage: Eukaryota; Ciliophora; Oligohymenophorea; Peniculida; Parameciidae
Source: the annotation of a GenBank genome assembly